AUGUGGAAUGGCUCUGGGAAGAGUGCCUCAGGUCUUAUUGGAGCAGGAGGGGUUAUUCGCGAUUCCUCUGGUGUUUGGAUUGCUGGCUUUGCUGUGAACUUGGGUCAAGGCCAGAUUUUGGAGGUUGAGCAAAUUGGUACAUUGAAUUGUCACCCUCUUGCUGUGUUGGUGGAUAGCUGUUGUGUUCUUAUGAGGCGUAUUGGCCACUGUCACCUUGCUUAUGUUUACAGAGAUAGAAUUUUGUAG
Messenger RNA from Prunus armeniaca (apricot), 246 nucleotides. Lineage: Eukaryota; Viridiplantae; Streptophyta; Magnoliopsida; Rosales; Rosaceae. The record is from the annotation of a GenBank genome assembly.